AUGCACGAGGCAUACGACACCAAGGAGGCCCCCGGCGCGGAUCGCGAUCCCCGCCACGGGUCACGAGACUACGGCACGCAGUGGUAUCACGAUGCGCGAUGGCACCCCGUGCCACCGCCGAGCGAUGAGGCGUACGGCGCACCCGGCGAGGGUGCCCCCGAAUGGGAGCAGUUGCGGCUGCAGAGCCGGUCGCUCCUGACGCCAGCUGCCCUGGGCGACGGUGUCCGGACGGGCAUUGCGGCCGGCGGCCGUGCUCCCCACACGGGCAAGCCCCCGGCGCUGCCCGAGGUGCGCAAGUACGCGGCACGUCGCGGCUCGACGAGCCCACCGCGGCGGACUGCAGGAAAGGAGGCAGACACGGAGGGCGAUCUUCCCCCAGACAAGGGAGAUCGCUACGUCGACUUGGACGGCACGUCCCACGAGCCCGAGAGACGGGCGAACCACGCCGAACUCGCGUGGGCGCGCGCGGAGGUCAAGCGCCUCCGUGUGCAGCUCGAGACUCUCCGGGGCAGGUCGCGAGCGCGAGCCCUCGGGGCUCGCGUCUGA
Molecule: messenger RNA, 546 nt
Organism: Emiliania huxleyi CCMP1516
Lineage: Eukaryota; Haptophyta; Isochrysidales; Noelaerhabdaceae
Exons: 1
Coding region: 1-546 (181 amino acids)
Source: RefSeq, a predicted model, not a curated record